AUGCAACACUAUGCAAACUACCAUUGGGGGGGCGAAUAUAUCCGGUGCAGCUUAUUAAAAACAUCCAACGAGAACCCCAACGAGAACCUCAACGAGAACCUCAACGAGAACCUCAACAUUGUCCCAACAGACGGAAAGAUGCAAGAGGACGUUCGUUCGCUAGAUGCAGCUCUAGCAGCCCUCGAGGGCAAAGUUUCCCGCACUAUAGGGACUAUCAAGAUGAUGCGAAAGCAAAAGAAGAAAUUGAAAACCACAUUGAAGGAGCAGCCAAAUAUCAACUCGACUCACCAUGAGGAUCUACACCCAUUACGCACAACCCUAGCAGCCUAUGAACAAAGGCUCGCUCGCACCCAGAAGACUAUGAAAAUGAUCCAAAAGCAAAAAAAGGAGAUGAUGAAGGAAAUCAAGGAGGCAAGUGAAAAUUGA
Penicillium verrucosum is the source of this 426-nucleotide messenger RNA. RefSeq lists its product as uncharacterized. The coding region runs from base 1 to 426 and encodes 141 amino acids. Lineage: Eukaryota; Fungi; Ascomycota; Eurotiomycetes; Eurotiales; Aspergillaceae. The transcript has a single exon. The record is from RefSeq and is a predicted model, not a curated record.